Vicia villosa (hairy vetch) is the source of this 1344-nucleotide messenger RNA. RefSeq lists its product as uncharacterized. Gene Ontology annotation, molecular function: protein binding. Lineage: Eukaryota; Viridiplantae; Streptophyta; Magnoliopsida; Fabales; Fabaceae. Gene Ontology annotation, biological process: regulation of DNA-templated transcription. The coding region runs from base 1 to 1344 and encodes 447 amino acids. The transcript has a single exon. The record is from RefSeq and is a predicted model, not a curated record.
AUGAAGAACUCAGGUGUUACCGUGGAUGAAGCAUUAGGGUUUCUUAGUGCAGUAAAAGAUGCAUUUCAAUAUGACAAGGAAAAGUAUGAUCAAUUUUCAAAAGUCCUUAAAGAUUUCAGUGCUAAAAGAAUUUACAUAAGUCGUGUCAAAGUAAAAUUGAAGACCUUGUUUAAAGGGCAUAAACAUUUAAUUUUGGAAUUCAACUCUUUCAUGUCGAAGAAGCGUCAAAUCACACUUUCAUUAGAUAAUGGUGAACUUGCCGAACUUCCUUGGGACGUGCUUGAUAUCAUUUGCAAAACCCUAGAUUUUGACGACCUCUUUUCGUUUUCGGGUGUUUGCAAGAAUUGGAGGACUUUCCAUAAAUCAAAUUUCUUGUCAUCCCAAGAACCAUUGCUUGUUCGUUUGAAUGGUUAUAAUACUGAUUCAUAUUCCUUUAUUAGCGUACCCAAUAAAAAAGUUUAUGAUUUGAAAAUGAUGAGUUGCCUCAAGCCUCCCAACUGCGUCUAUGUUGGAGUUUCCAGCGGAUAUUUCAUCUUGGCCCAUAGAAAUAAUUCAUUUGUUCUAUUCAAUCCAUUCACAAGAAAGAAAAUGGAAAUCAAUGCCGCCUUUACCGUUAAUCAUAAGACAUUUUAUCGGUAUGAAGUCAUGCUUGCUUUCGAGAAAUGCUCUGAGGAAUUUGUCUUGGUGGUUUUAUGCAAAGAGUCUAGCUGUUUGUAUGUCUAUCAAUCUCGAUAUUAUGAUUGGUUGAUUUAUUCAACAUUAAAAUCAGAGGAGGUGGUAGUCGACUUUGUGGUUUCCAACAAUAUAAUAUAUGUUGUCACUAACAAUGGCAACAUAGGGGUACUCAACUUGAAUUCUGGAAAUAUUAAAUUUCUAAACCUCAAGAAUACUCCCGAGAAAGUUCGCUAUAGAGAUCCCUCACAAAUAUCCUUUAAGUUGGUUAAUUGUGAUGAGCAACUUUUACUGAUUGAUUUUCGAUUAUGGUACUCAUCAAGAAGGGGAGUUUACAAGAUAGAUUUGUCAACUACAAAUUACGUUAAACUGAAAACUUUGGGUGACAUUGCAUUAUUUUAUGUUACUGGUCAAAAUUGUCGGGCAUUGAGCAACCCAGAGAGAUUUGGGUAUCGGAGCAGUUACGUGUAUGAAGUAAAUUGUUUUUCGCAAUGUAUGUAUGAUUGGAAUGAUCAUAGAGCAAAAUUAUAUCCACAUGGAGGUGGAGACUUGAGUUUCUUUGAUUGGUGUUUUAGACAUUCAAUAUGCCAAGGUUCUGCUCGGGACUUCAAUUUCUUUGAUUGGUGUUUUAGACAUUUAAAAUAUGAAGUUGAUUAUUCUUUAGUUGAAUAA